UGUAGCAGUCACACAUACUUCACCUGAGUGACGUUUCUACCUGUGCCACAUACACUUAACGCCGCCAUGAUGUAGUACAUUGACUUGUGGCUUGACGAGAGACAUUGUGUUUCUUGGUUCAACAAGAUCUACCUGCGGUGAAUUUAAUAAGGACACCUGCACUAUGGACAAUAGAGACGAAGAGCAAAACACUACAGGAACAGGAAGUACUACAGAGACAGGAAAUGCAACUAAAUCAGAAACGAAACUCGGAAACGAAGUUCCGGAACCAGAAUCCGAUAUGGUUAAUGAAGAAAAGAGAAGGUUUCGAUGCGCCAGAAAUAUGGUGACUUUUACACUAUCAUACGGGUGUUCGUCCUUGGUAACCAGCGCCUUAUCACUGUAUAUGUCAUCACAGAUUACUACGCUUGAGCGGCAAUUUGGUCUCAGUAGCGGAGAGAGCGGGAUCAUCCUCAGUUGUAAUGAUUUUGGAUUUUUACUGACUGUUCUUCUGUUUGGUCACUUUGGACCAAGAUUCCAUAUUCCACACCUUCUGUCUAUGGCAGUGCUACUUUACGGGGUAUCUGGACUAAUGUGUAGUCUGCCUCAGUUUGUCUCUGGCUUCAGUUUAACACCUAAAAGUAACAACAACGCGAAUUCGUCUGAGGACAGUUCUGUCAUCGCUUUGUGCCGAGUAGAAGGAAAUGUGCCAACCGAACCAUGCAGCUCGGAGGAAACAAAAAAUGCUGAGAGUAUAAAGUGGGUGGUCGUGUACUUGGGAAUCUGUCUUGGGAUACAGGGAGUUGGGAAAUCCCCUCGGUCUCCUCUAGGGACACUUUAUAUCGAUAACAACACAGAGAAGGGGAAAACAGGACUGUAUUUAGGAGUUACAACGGCCAUGGGAUUAAUGGGGCCUUUCAUUGCACUGAUGCUUGGAGGAAGUUUUGGAAAACUGCCCGUGGACUUGAAAGACACAACAAUGACACCAGAGGACUCCCGAUGGAUAGGAGCAUGGUGGCUUGGUUUCCUUCUUUUCGGAACCUUAUCACUUCUAGCAGCCAUACCACUAGCAACUUUUCCGCGAAGAUUAUCUUCAGCUCCAAGUGGUAAUGACAGCAGACAGGAUAGCAAUGGAAACACAAACAAGGAGUCAUUUUGUGACAUGAUAAAGUCCAUACCGAGAGGAAUUUACAAUGUUUUACGAUGUGCCGUGUUUGACAUAUGUCUGGCAGCCAUAUUGUGUCUGAUGUUCGGUGCGAUGGGGAAUACCAUUUUUGGCCCGAAAUACUUGGAAAAUCAGUUCAACAUCCCAACUUGGAAGGCUAAUAUGAUAUUAGGAGUUGAAAAGUUAGGGACGGGAAUAAUCGGAGUAUGUUUAGGCGGAUAUUUGACAUCACGCAUGCGCAUGAAUAGACGGAAGUGCCUGAAGAUGGUUGUCAUCCUCAGUUUCAUAACAACAUCUCUAUCUAGCCUCGAGUUCAUUUUUGGAUGUGAAAAUCCACCUAUCGGGGGAGUAAACAAGAAUCUAGUUCCGUCGGCCGUAGAGAGCUGUCACUGUGAUAACGUACCAUACCAGGCAGUGUGCGGGUCGGACGGACAAUCUUUCACCACACCUUGUCACGCUGGCUGCCAAAAUGUCACCGAAAAUCUGUACAGUGACUGUAAGUUUGUGUCGGGCGACCGAAAGGCAAGACCCGGGAUCUGUGACACCGGAUGUGCCUUCCUUAUUCCAUAUGUCGCCGUUUCCAUGGUUUCCACACUAGCUGCCACGAUGUCCAUUAUGCCAAUAUAUCUGGUAUUUUUAAGGUCGGUGCCGGAAGAAAGUCGAGCCCUGGCGUUAGGUAUUUUAUCGGCAGCAGUUGCCUUACUAGUAUUUAUUCCUACUCCCAUCGCUUUUGGAAAAAUUUACGACAGUGUUUGCCUUAUUUGGAAGUCCACGUGCGGAGUGCGAGGCGCGUGUGGCCUAUAUGACAUUGUAAACAUGCGCUAUCGGUUAGUUGCCAUUGACGUCGGCUGUCGCGCUUGCGCAUUUCUUCUCCAUAUGGUGGCGUUAUUUAUUGCAACUCGACAAGACAAGGACGAUGAUUCUGACGAAAUUAACAAAGAUACAGACAUGAACUUGAAAAGCAUCUAAAUCUAAAUAUUUUCAAUAUUCAUACCAAAGAAUUGAUAUAGGCUAUCAUCUAUUUUAUCAUAAUACUAAACAGUGAUAGUUAUGCCGAUCUUAUUUUCGCUUCCGUGGUACCUGUAUCCGGUGGCGUUAAUUCACGGUGGUUUUUAUACGUUUGCUCAUUUCUAGUCUUUUUAAAGACAUUCUAAAUGCUACUCUACAGUUUUUUUUUAUAUUGUUCUUUUAACGUGUAUAUUCUCGUCAACAUCAAGAAUGUCUCAUGAGGGAGAUUACUCAUAAUACAUUGAAAUGUAUCUAAGUAUAUACAUGUAUGUUUUUCGCUAAAUUGUUUGUUAAAUCUAUGACUAAUAAAGAUAUUUGAUUAUAUAUCGAUUAAGGGUCUAAAGUGUCCAUGUGAGAGUGUUUUCCAUUCUAUACUGAAUACCAAAGGAGUAAAGCUACGAAGGGGGUUAAAUGGCCCUGUUGUGGAGUCCAAUUUGAAAUAUAUAUAUGCUUCAAAUAUACCACCAUAAAACAUU
Pecten maximus is the source of this 2628-nucleotide messenger RNA. RefSeq names its product solute carrier organic anion transporter family member 2B1-like. Gene Ontology annotation, cellular component: membrane. The record is from RefSeq and is a predicted model, not a curated record. Gene Ontology annotation, biological process: transmembrane transport; sodium-independent organic anion transport. Gene Ontology annotation, molecular function: protein binding. NCBI's taxonomy places the organism in Eukaryota, Metazoa, Mollusca, Bivalvia, Pectinida, Pectinidae.